Molecule: messenger RNA, 2042 nt
Organism: Pangasianodon hypophthalmus (striped catfish)
Lineage: Eukaryota; Metazoa; Chordata; Actinopteri; Siluriformes; Pangasiidae
Gene: gck
Product: glucokinase (hexokinase 4)
Exons: 10
Coding region: 78-1514 (478 amino acids)
Biological process (GO): glycolytic process; glucose 6-phosphate metabolic process; intracellular glucose homeostasis
Cellular component (GO): mitochondrion; cytosol
Molecular function (GO): ATP binding; glucokinase activity; mannokinase activity
Source: RefSeq, a predicted model, not a curated record
GCCCCCUCAGACACACUCUUACACUCUAAACACAUUAACACACUCUCACGCACAUUUGCUGGGAAGCGUUCGCAAAGAUGCCUUGCCUUACUGCCACCCGAAAACAGAUGCUCAGACUGCCGAGCUCUUACAAGACAUUGCUGGAGAAGGUUCACAUGGUGGACCAAAUCCUGUCUGAGUUCCAGCUCAGUAAAGAGGAGCUGAAGGAGGUGAUGAGACGGAUGCAGAGGGAGAUGAACAGAGGACUUCGGGUGGAAACACAUGACGAAGCCAGCGUUAAAAUGCUGCCCACUUACGUCUGCUCCACUCCUGAAGGCUCUGAAGUUGGAGACUUCCUGGCAUUAGACCUAGGUGGCACUAAUUUCCGCGUGAUGCUGGUGGUGGUGGGUGAGGAUGAGGACAGAGGCUGGAAGGUGGAGACCAAGCACCGCAUGUACUCCAUCCCUGAGGACGCCAUGACCGGGACUGCGGAAAUGCUCUUCGACUACAUCGCAGAAUGCAUAUCUGACUUCCUGGAUGAGCACCACAUCAAACAUAAGAAACUUCCUCUGGGAUUCACUUUCUCAUUUCCAGUCCGCCAUGAAGACCUAGAUAAGGGAAUCCUGCUGAACUGGACUAAAGGGUUCAAAGCCUCCGGCGCUGAAGGCAACAACGUUGUCGAUCUGCUUAGAGAUGCCAUAAAACGGAGAGGGGACUUUGAGAUGGACAUAGUUGCAAUGGUGAAUGACACGGUGGCCACAAUGAUCUCCUGUUACUAUGAGGACCGGAGCUGUGAGGUUGGCAUGAUAGUGGGAACUGGCUGUAAUGUGUGCUACAUGGAGGAGAUGCACUCAGUGGAGCUGGUGGAAGGGGAGGAGGGGAAGAUGUGUGUGAACACCGAGUGGGGAGCGUUUGGAGGGAAUGGAGAGCUGGAAGACUUUCGUUUGGAAUAUGACCGAGUGGUGGACGAGUCAUCGCUCAAUCCAGGAAAACAGCUCUAUGAGAAGCUGAUCAGUGGGAAGUAUAUGGGCGAGCUGGUGCGUCUUGUUCUGAUGAAGCUGGUGAAUGAAAACUUGCUCUUCAACGGUGAAGCUUCAGACUUGCUGAAGACACGGGGCAGCUUCGAGACUCGCUUUGUCUCCCAGAUUGAGAGUGACACAGGAGACAGGAAACAAAUCUACAACAUCCUGAGCUCACUGGGGGUCCUGCCAUCUGAGCUGGACUGUGACAUUGUGCAUUUGGCCUGUGAGAGCGUGUCCACGCGCGCGGCGCAGAUGUGUGGAGCUGGACUCGCCGGAGUUAUUAACAUCAUGAGAGAGCGCCGCUGCUUGGACGAGAUGAAGAUCACUGUGGGAGUGGAUGGCUCCGUCUACAAACUCCACCCGUGGUUCAAAGAGCGGUUCCACAAAGCCGUCUGGGACUUGACGCCUAACUGCGACAUCACCUUCAUCCAGUCAGAAGAAGGCAGUGGCCGAGGAGCCGCGCUUAUCUCCGCUGUGGCCUGCAAGAUGGCCGCCCGCACGAUAGAGCCAUGAUGGAUGAGAUCAUGGACUGGCCCGUGAACUCAACUUAGCUGCAGGAUCUCUGCGAUGAUGAAGGAUGCUCAUCUGGAGCGGCCUUGUAAGGCUCCCUUCGCACAGGAUGUGCAUUUCUCACUGUGGGAUUUGCCAUGUGGAGCACACAGCUAUAUUAUGGCGCCCAGAUCAGACCUUUAUGUUCAUAUCCCAUUGUUUAUAUCUGCUUUCUGUGCAAAGAAUGUUAAAUACAUACAUACAUACAUACACAUAUUUAAGCUAACAAGCAAAUAAGAUUCACCUUUGAGCAAUAACCUUUUUAACACAGACACCAGUGUGGAUGUAUUUUGUGUUUAAUACAUUGUGUGGUGGUUAGAGCAUAAUUCUGUUCUUAUUUAGUUUUGCUUAUUUUAUUUAUUUUAUUAUUAUGAACUGUGUUUGCAUUCUGUCACAAAACAUGCUUCAUUUAAAUAUUAUGCUAUAAAGCAGAGGAAUCAACAAUGUAAAAAUGCUCAAUUAAUGUAAAUAAAGUUACUGUAUUAUACAUCA